This is a messenger RNA of Aspergillus versicolor CBS 583.65, 2216 nucleotides long. Its product is annotated as dicarboxylic amino acid permease agtA. Gene Ontology annotation, biological process: amino acid transmembrane transport. Lineage: Eukaryota; Fungi; Ascomycota; Eurotiomycetes; Eurotiales; Aspergillaceae. Bases 412 to 2121 code for a protein of 569 amino acids. Gene Ontology annotation, cellular component: membrane. The record is from RefSeq and is a predicted model, not a curated record. The transcript is spliced from 5 exons. Gene Ontology annotation, molecular function: amino acid transmembrane transporter activity.
UCGAGGUGCCCGGUGACUGUGGUCAGAUGGGCAGCUUAUCGCGGGGCAAGGGCAUGGCGGUGCCAAGCUUAUCCGCUCCAAGCACUUGGCCUCGUUUGGUGCAAGCCACAAGCUGAGACCAAAGAGCGACGAUGCUACGUCCCCUUCGAGUUCGGGCCCAAGCAGCCCGGGCAAUAAACCCAGUCAGGCCAGUCGAAUUACCGUGCGGAGAAAGAGAUCCUCUUAUCUGCAGCCAGACCAGUGAGCCUGAGCGGCUCAGCCUCGGCGGGCUCUUCGCGUUGGAGUUGUGUCGCCUGCCCCCGGUUAUAAUUCACUCUCCCUCCUCUCCUUCCUCCUUUUCCUUCCCGUUCGCUUCGCAUCCUUGCAUCUUCCUCUCAUCAAGCCAGAGCUGUCUGGGCUUUUGCGAAAGACAUGGGUGUCGAAAAAGACGACGGGAUCACCGUCGCCCCUAACAAUGCCGUCUACGAUGUUUCUGCCACUGAGAAGGGUGUCAUGGAGGUGCCCCGGGAGAAUGAGCUUCAUCGUGCGCUCAAGGCGCGCCACAUUACUAUGAUCGCCAUCGGUGGUGCUAUUGGUACCGGUUUGAUCAUUGGAACUGGUUCGGCUCUUGAGAAGGCCGGACCUGGUGCAAUUCUGAUAUCUUAUGCCUUCAUGGGCUUCAUCGUCUACCUUGUUAUGUGUGGUCUCGGAGAGAUGGCCACUUGGUUACCUCGCUCCUCCGGUUUCACUGGUUAUGCUGUACGCUUUUGCGACCCUGCGUUGGGGUUUGCGCUAGGUUAUACGUACUGGUUUAAAUACAUCAUCGUCACGCCAAAUCAGUUAACAGCCGGUGCGCUCGUUAUUCAAUACUGGUUGCCUGCAGAUAAAGUCAAUCCGGGUGUAUGGAUCACCGUGUUCCUGGUUUUGAUUAUCUUCAUCAACUACUUUGGUGUCGGAUUCUUUGGUGAAUUUGAGUUCUGGCUUUCCUCGUUCAAAGUCGUCGUGAUUAUCGGCCUGAUAUUGCUCUCUUUCAUUUUGAUGCUGGGAGGCGGGCCUGAUCAUGAUCGCAAAGGUUUCCGCUACUGGAAAAGCCCGGGUGCCUUUAGAUCCUAUAUUGACCUCGGCCCCGAUGGCAACGGCAGCGAUGCCGGUCGUUUCUAUGCUUUCUGGUCGACCAUGGUCGCUGCGACAUUUGCCUAUCUCGGCACAGAGCUGGUCGGUGUGACUGUUGGAGAGGCCCAAAAUCCCCGAAAGACGAUUCCGCGCGCCAUCAAGUUGACCUUCUAUCGUAUCGUCUUUUUCUACGUUAUCAGUGUUUUACUGGUUGGCACUCUGGUUCCCUACGAUCAUCCGAGACUUAAAGAGGCAAACGAUGCAGGUACCUCCUCAGCCGCCUCGCCUUUCGUCCUUGCCAUUGAAAUCGCCGGUAUUCCCGUGCUCCCCCACAUAUUGAACGCUUGCAUUCUUCUCUUCGUUUUCUCCGCUGCCAACUCCGAUCUUUACAUUGCCACCCGAACCAUAUAUGGUCUCGCCAAGGAGGGCAAGGCACCCAGGAUCCUCACUAAAACUGACCGCCGUGGUGUGCCAUUCGUGGCCCUGGGCCUCUGCUCGCUGAUUGCCUGUAUCGCCUACAUGAACGUAUCGAGCAGCUCCAAGACUGUCUUUGGAUACUUCGUUGACCUUGUCACCAUCUUCGGUCUACUUAGCUGGAUCUCGUUGCUGGUUACCCAUAUCUUCUUCGUGAAAGCUCGCGAAGCCCAACAAGUUCCAAAGAGCGAUCUUGCAUAUACCGCCCCCUUUGGUAUUUGGGGUUCUUACUUUGCUCUUUUCUGGUGCAUUGUUGUCUCUUUCACUAAGAGCUUCGACAUUUUCACCAACGUGAAUGAUUCAUUUGACUACAAGACCUUCAUCACGUCAUACCUGGGAAUACCGCUAUAUCUCAUUCUUAUUUUUGGCUACAAGCUUGUCACCAAGUGCAAGCGUGUCCUUCCGCACGAGGCAGACCUCUGGACUGAUAAGGACAUUAUCGACCGCGAAGAGGCCGCAUAUAUUGCCCAGCAGGAGGCCAAGAAAGCAGCCCAGAGCAAUAAAAAAGGCGUGGCUGCGUGGUUCUACAAGACCUUUGUUUCCUGGCUGUUUUAGCCGUGCUCGGGGUGUCUGUUUCAUGUUUAUACACACGCGAUAUGUAUGGUGUAGCUAUGAGAAACACGCAGUUUAUGAAAACAUGUGACCUUGGA